Molecule: messenger RNA, 2466 nt
Organism: Durusdinium trenchii
Lineage: Eukaryota; Dinophyceae; Suessiales; Symbiodiniaceae
Source: the annotation of a GenBank genome assembly
AAACAGAACAGAUUUCUGUGUUUAUUGUGUGACAACGCGCGAAAGCAGCAUAAGUGAAAACAAACACAAGUGAGAAACAAGAUAUUCAAGAUUUCACCACGGUCUGGGCGACAAGUUGCGAACAGAUCGUUUAAGUUGGCGUGACUUGCACCAUCCGUCAGCUGACCAUUGUGAUUGCUGCUUGGUGUGCGCUUUCAGUUUGAAGCCGCUACCCACCAUGCAUGGCACCAAGCCCUCCCAAUGUCUAGAUGCUUAGCUUAGAGCCGGGCUCAAGUUACGAAAAGAGCGAUGGAGUGGCUUAGCUUUGGCUACCGACUUUCUGGUGCAGAAAGUCGACGGCGAGCAGUGCACAAGUGCCUCGUUGUCUUCAGCCAUGACCUCGCGAAAAGAGGAUGGAGUGCAGCUUCAGCCGCUUCCUUCUACAAGGAACUGGCUGGGACUGUGAAGCUAAGCCUGUGAAGCGUGAGGAUGAUGAGGAGUGCCUGGACAACGUGGGUCAUGAUGACAUUGGUGGCUGCGAAGAAGCCAUCAGCCAAAUUCGAGAGAUGAUUGAGUUGCCAUUGCGCCAUCCCACGCGCUUCAUGUCUUUGGGGGCAACGCCCCCGGCCAGUCUGCUGCUCUAUGGGCCGCCAGGCAGUGGCAAGACGUUGAUCGCCAGGGCAAUUGCCAAUGAGACAAGCGCCUCCUUCUUCCUGAUCAACGGUCGAGAGCUCAUGUCGAACACGGCAGGUGAGGCCAAGAGCAAGCUGCGGAAGGUCUUCAAGGAUUCUGAGAAAAAUUCCCCUGCAAUCAUAUUCAUUGAUGACAUCGACUCCAUUACCCUGAAGGACGAGACUUGUGGAGACCGUGCGAAUUCCAUAGUGUUCCAGCCGGGGCGGUUGAUUCGCAACAUGAACAGUCUGGUUCGGGUGAUGGCAGCAACGCACGACCUCGGCACCAUCCAUUCAGCGCUGCUGCCAUUUGACCGAUUGCUGAACAUUGGUGCGCCGGACGACAAUGGAAGGUUGAAGAUUUUGCGCAUCCACUGCAAGAACAUGAAACUGGCCAGGGAUGUCUUUCUCCAAGAGGUGGCAGUGAACACCGACGGCUUCCAUGGUGCGGAUCUGGCACAGCUUUGCAACGAGGCGGGGCAAGAAUGCAGAUUUGAGACGGAGCUGGACCCGUUCAGCUGGAUGGAAGAGAGCAUGGACAUCUCAUUUUUGGAUUCCAUGGCCGUGUCGCAGAAGGACUUCGAGUCGGUCAUUGGCAGAAUGAACGCAGAUGUGAGGAUGGAAAAUGGGCAGCUGAAGAAUGUAAUUCGGCAGUUCAAUCAGAAAAUUGAGCAGUUGAAGAAUGAAAAUGUGCAGCUGAAAAAGCAAGUGGAGGUUGAGCAAGAUCGCCUGAGGCGCUUCGAUCUUCAACCACAACUGGAUGGAGAAACCUGGCAGUAUCAAGCAAGGAGCGGCGAGUGGGCGACUUUUCAAGACAAACAUAGCCUAGAGCUCAUACACAAGUUUCUGGAAGGCCACCAAACAUGCGAGCUGAUGAUAGAUGGUCAAGUCUAUGAGUACGAUUUCAAUAGAAUGGUCCAGACGAACAAGCGCACCAAAAGGGAGCGCCGAAUUCGGUUCUGCUCGAAUCUUCCGGAGCAUUGGCGCAUCUCUGAUUGCGAUUUCUUGAAGAUGUUGCAGCCAGGAAUUCAGGGCAAUGGCCAAGAGGGGUCAGACCAUCGAAUAUCCCUUGUAACAGAUUCAGCCAUCUUGUCCACGUUGGAAAACUUGCUAAACCGGUCCAACGACGGAACAGUUUGCUCUUGCCUUCAUGGAGAAUCAACCUUUCGGCUGGUGGAAGCUUACCAGAUCAAGAAUUGGCAGCUGUGGCGACGGUAUCAGCGCCACGUGCGAAGCAUUGUUGAGAAGCACAAGCAGUUUGCCAUCAAACCCACAGGUGUUGUUGACCCACCUGUUGGCGAAGCAUUGACCCAGUUUGCCAAAGACAUUGAGGUCAACCUGGAGGGCAACGAAUUUCUUUUGCUUCAUGGCACGCGAGACUUUGACCUUGCACAAGAGAUUGCCAACGAAGGCUUUGACAGUCGAAUUGCUAGGUCAGGCGGGCUUUAUGGGUCAGGCACAUACUUUGCAGCACAAACAUGCAAAUCUGCCCAGUAUGCCACUCACAAGGGCAGGGAAGAGAAAGCAUCGAGGCAGAUGAUCGGGACUGUGCUGGUGGCUCGUGUUGCGAUCGGAGACCCAUUUUAUACGCCAAAGCAGUGUCCAGACCAAAAGCGCCCACCAAAGAAACCUGGUUCUCGCUGCCAAGGCGGCGCCUCCAAGACGACUAUGGAGUACGACUCCAUCAUCGCCAAGCCAGGCAUCCCAAAUGGUCAACGCAAUGGUCAGCAGGCUCAUAUGGAGUUCGUGACCUUUGCUUUGCAUCAAUCAUAUCCGGAGUACAUUUUGAGAUUCAUUGAAGAGUAGGCGUGGCGAG